Messenger RNA from Penicillium coprophilum, 1365 nucleotides. RefSeq names its product ACT domain-containing protein. The coding region runs from base 1 to 1365 and encodes 454 amino acids. The transcript has 4 exons. NCBI's taxonomy places the organism in Eukaryota, Fungi, Ascomycota, Eurotiomycetes, Eurotiales, Aspergillaceae. Gene Ontology annotation, biological process: cellular response to L-arginine; regulation of intracellular signal transduction. Gene Ontology annotation, cellular component: cytosol. The record is from RefSeq and is a predicted model, not a curated record.
AUGGCUCUCAUCGAUGCGCAAGUUCACUUCCUAGAGGAACGUAUUGUGCUGGUACACAUCCCGCUGGAGCUGUACCCCUACUUCGUAAAGUCUGUCAUAAGACUCAUCUUUGAUGAAAUCCCACCACUGGAAGACGAGACAGAUGACGAUGCUGCAUUUGAUGAUUUCGAACAUGUUUCGGAGCAUGGCUACAAGCCACCCGCAUUGAUGAAUGUCUCCAUCACUCCAGUCGAAGUCUCGGUCAUGUGUCCAAGACGUCUGGUCGACAAAUAUUUUGCCCCGGUCUUGGACCAACUCGAUCAGUUGGAUGUCUCCCUCCGCUCACGUCUAGUCGUGAGCGAAAAUGACUACAUUGCCAUGCAAGUCCUCGGUCAAGGCCUAGAGGCCGGCAAGCGGGUCUUGGAAUUGACCAGUCCACUGGCCCUCGCAGGAAUCUCCAUCUUCUUCAUCUCAACCUACUUCUCCGACUACAUAGUAGUCCCGCAAAAAAAGCAAAGCAAGCCCUUCAUCACAAACCCCCUCAGCCCAACCAUCGAAAGAAGACUCAGCGACCUCAUUCCCCCAGGAACACCUCCCCCCUCAACUCUAGCCGAGCUUCAAACCCGCACCUUCAACAAUCUCCGCAAACACCAAAUCACCCCAUCCGUAGAUCACUCCCUGCGUCUAGUCCAAUGCGCCGCCCACCACGAAUACCACACCCAAGAAUCAUCAAUGUCCAUCCUCCGCGACGCCCUAACAACAGUCCUCCUCAUCGAUGAACCCCGCUUUCUUUCCUUAACCCUCGCAUCCCUCGAUCCAGCAGCCUCCCUCCUCAUAGAGAAGCGUCUCCUCCCCCGCUUCGCACGCCAUUCAUCUUCCUCCGGAUCAAAAUCCUACGAAGACGGCUCCGGUCUCCUCCUAGGCUCAAAAGAAGACCAUCUCAUCCCAAUCACCCUAGAUCUCCGCGACCUGCCCCUCGAAGCAUCCGGUAUCGUCUGCGGCGUCGCAGGUCGUCUCGCUGACGCAGCUACCACUUCUCAUCACACUUUCUCGGAUUCAAGCGUCGGAAGUGGUGCUAGUGGUAUUGUCGGAUCCGUGCCUCAAUUUUUUGAUUCUUUCGGGACACGGCUGGCCGCUCUUGGAAUCGAUAAAUCACAUCUUACCUCGACCUCUGCGCCCUCCCAUGGAUUACAUCCCUUGCCAUCAUCCACGCAUCAUCUCCAGCCUGAUGUGGAUGUCGCGGGUGCGGUCGAGAUUAGUUUCUUGAGUACGGCGCGCGCGGGUACGAUUAUUGUUGGUGAGGAUGAGCUUAAGAGGGCGAUUGAUGCUCUUGAGGAGGAGAAGAUGCAGUCGCCUAAACUUGGGGGGAUUCGGUUGGACUCGUAG